Messenger RNA from Acromyrmex echinatior (Panamanian leafcutter ant), 2229 nucleotides. RefSeq lists its product as uncharacterized. NCBI's taxonomy places the organism in Eukaryota, Metazoa, Arthropoda, Insecta, Hymenoptera, Formicidae. Gene Ontology annotation, molecular function: zinc ion binding. Gene Ontology annotation, cellular component: nucleus. Gene Ontology annotation, biological process: regulation of gene expression. The record is from RefSeq and is a predicted model, not a curated record.
GUGUGACCGAGUCCGUUGGCCGAUUGCGACUUCUCACUCGGAAAAACUCCGUCGCGUUUUCGACGUUAUACGCUCCGAUCGUGCACUUGCCGCAAAUUCGAAAAAGGAGAGCGCGGGACACGGAUAGAUAGAGCUGGCUGAAGCGUGGGAAGGUGGGAAAAGGGAUACUUCGGAGUAGAACAGAUAGAUCGACGAGAGCGGCACAGCGAACACCCACGGCUGGAAAGGGCGCACGAUGAAAACGUACAGCAGGAAAAAGGGUGACAGCCCAAGCAACGUGAUCAUCCAUGUCAACGAGCUAUGCCGGCUCUGCCUGGCGAAGGAAGAGGAGAUGGUGCCGAUUUACGACGAUGAGACUGUGCCAAUGCCGCUGCGGAUACUCUCCUGCGUCAAUAUCGAGGUGGGUCGAGGUUUUUGAGCAGGAUGGCCUGCCUAACAUGAUAUGUCAUCCCUGCAAAUAUCAGUUGGAGAAAUCCUAUCAAUUCAGAAAAAAAUGUCAGGCUGCAGACUCCAAACUUAGAAAGCAUAUGAAGUUGAUACAACAGUUGACUGGACAGGACGAAGAAGGCGAGAAUCAGGAUAGCAGUAGGGACGAGUCUCAAGAAUCCACGGGAAAGUCCAAGCAAGUUAAGCAGCUGCUAGCUGAUCUAGUUUCAACGAAAGGCAACAGUGGUCAGACAGAUGGAGAUCCUAUCGAGGUGACAGAGGAGGAACUCGUUGGUGGCUAUAUCCUGGGAAUGACUUCUGAAAAUCCGGAGAUGGAGGAAAAUAUCUCAGAGGAUCCGGAGAACAUUACGCUGGUACCUGCUGAGGAACGAAUGGCGAAGGCACGCUGUACGAUAAGGACAUCGCGUAUCAAACAAGAGCAGGAGUCCGAUGACGAGACGGAAGAGAUACAGCGAGGAAUAGGAAAUGAACACAAGAAUGUUUACAUGAUGGAGGUCACCAGUGACAAUCCUAAUGAGCCUGAUUCAUUGAAGUUACAGCCCUUGGGUGAUACAAUCGUUGAUGCUAAUCCAGAAUUGAAGGUGUUUAAAUGCGACAAAUGCCCGAAAGCGUUCACCCGGAGAAUAAUGUUGAAGAGUCAUCAGUCAGUACAUUCUACACAGAGAGGAUUUACGUGUCAGGCAUGCGAAAAAUGGUUUCCGACAAGAUCUGCGUUAGUAAGACACGAGCGUACACAUACAGGUGAGAAACCAUUUGGUUGCAACAUCUGUCACCGUGCUUUCGCUCAGAAAGAGAUUUUGUUCCGGCACUUAAUGACACAUUCUGGCCAAAAACCGUUUCAAUGCCAACAUUGCGAUAAGAGCUUCACGCAGCGAGAAGCGCUUAAAGUACACAUGCGUCGGCAUCAGAAAUUGAAUCCGAAUGAUAUUCAAUUGCAUCAUUGUCAACUUUGUCCAAAAGCGUUUUGUCACGCGUCGGGUCUCAGCAGGCACUUGGUUACGCACACUGGUAGAACGUACAAGUGCGUUGAGUGCGAGAAGACAUUUACAGAUAAGAGUUCACUGCUAAGACACAGUCGUAUCCAUGCGCCCAAGAAACUCAUAGCAAAUUGAGCAAUAUUUGUUCAGUUUGUUGUGAUUUUCCUGGGAUCUAGUGGAUAUGAAAAAUUCUUUCAAAUUUUUGAUCUGUGUCGGAAUUAGACCUGCAGUGAAUUGUCUAUAUUAGCGAGAAAAAUUUCCAAUCUAGAUUUUUGAAGAGUUUUUUGUGUUUAUUUCAUUGAGAUGGGCUUAAUUGUGUAAUCUUAUAUGUAAUUCAUACAUUUAAUGUUAAGGAACAUUUAACGUAUAUUUAUUUUGGUCACUUUUGUAUAAAUAUUAGCAAAUCUUAUUUAAGAAACUUAUUUAAGAAACUAUGCAAACAAUGCAUUUGUAUGUACACGAAAUGGAAUCUAAAAUGUAAAAAUUCAAAAAUUCAAAACAAAAAAUAUUAAAAAUUUUAAAAAUGCAAGUAAAAUAUACAAAAAAGUAUUGAAACAUCUUGAUUACUUCAUUGCUAUUUAUACAAGAAUGAUUAAAAUAAACUCAAUAUUAGUUUUAAGUUCCGAACAUUUUUUUAUUCAAUUGAUAUUUUUGUAUGCAUAAAGGAAUUAUAAUUCCGUAUCAUUUUUUAAUACUAAGUGCAAUUUGAAUGAAGCAUAUGCAACAUAAUAAAAACGUCAGCUAAAUAUAGAAUAAUAACAACAUUGAUUGCAUUAAUAUAAUUUAGCUUUCCCCUUUUAGGCAG